This is a messenger RNA of Symbiodinium natans, 1631 nucleotides long. The record is from the annotation of a GenBank genome assembly. NCBI's taxonomy places the organism in Eukaryota, Dinophyceae, Suessiales, Symbiodiniaceae.
GCUGCAACAGCGUCUGCCACCAGCUCGGCCUCACGCCCUUUGCGCACUCGCCGAUGCCGGGGGAGGGCGCAGCGACUGAGUACGGAAGGGCUGGCGAUGAUGCGCCCGACGAGGACGUGGUGAUUCGGCCUGCUGAGCCUUCAUCGCUGGUGCUGGCGGUGGGCAAAGGCAAGAACAUGCGGGCGGAGAUCUACCGCCACGUUCACUUUGCCCUGGCCAUGCUCCAUGCGAGGCAUGUCCAAGCGAAUGCUGAGUUCAUCGGCCACAAUGUGCUGACCUCGCCGGCCCAAGGCCUCUUCCACCUCCAGGUCUCGGCCCAGCUGGGAAGCAUUCCAGGCGCGCUGGCGUUGGCGUGCCUGCAUCUCAGCAUCCGUCCCAGGAAAGGGGUUCUGCGCGCCCUGGGCACUUCACUGCAGAGGCCGCUGACACUGGACGAAAGCGCAGCGUUCCCCUACAUCCUGCAAGCGGCGGAGAGUGGCGUGGCGCGGGCCAUGUCCGCAGCUGCUUACGCCUACGAGCGAGGCCUGGGUUGCGCCAUCUCUGCCACAGAUUCCGUUCACUGGUAUCGCAAGGCCUUGGCAGCCCUCAGCACGCUCGAGGAUGACACAGAGGAGGACCGAGAGGCGGAACGGCUUCCUGGUGGCGCUUUGGAGGAGCAUCAGAUCCUAUCUGCCCUGGCGCACCUCUACGAGCUCGGCGGGGACGGCUUGGCUCCCAAUCCGAGGCUGGCUUGGCAGUUCCAACUGUUGGCCAACAGCAGAGCCCGGCGUGAGGCGGUAGAGAGUGAGGAAGAGUCCUCGCCCGUAGAUGUACUGCUUCGGCUUGCCACUCCUUUUGCUGUUAACUCCCCAGCGAAUCUCAAAGAGGAGCGGGCCGUGGCUGUGGCAGCAGACAAGAGCCGCAUCUUCCUCAACAAGCCGGGCAGCUGCGACGUGGUCGAGUUUGGCAACGCCUACGCCAAGUCAUGGGGGCGAAGUGUCUUCAGCCAGCCCAGGGCUUUCUGCGUUCCGCGACGUGGCAGUUGCUACGACUUCGAGUACGAGGCAAGCAUGUUCCCUCGGUUGUUGGUGACGCGGCGACGGCGCGGCUUUCAUGGCGGCAUUUUGCUCUCGGUCAGCUACUUGCACUUCCCGAAGGGGCAACUGUCAGGUCUUGAUGCCAAUGGCUACACUGUCCAGCUUCGUCCUGCCUGGUCCGAUGAGCGAGGCUGCGCGAUGCGGCUUAGCACUGUAGUGAACGGGCAUGCCGAUUUUGAGCGGUGUGACAGGUGUAUUUUCUGGUUUUCGCCCAACGCGGCCCAAUGUUUGUUGCUGCCGAACACGUGGCAGUACCGUGAGUUAGGGGCCAUUUGUGGCUCCACCCAUGUCGAAUGUCAGCUAGAUGUCCACCGGGGCCUCCCGGCAAACGCCAAUAAGGGUGGUUGCGCGAUGCGGCCAUUGCUUUGUAGAGCCUUGCUGUUCGCCGCGGAUCGGACACAGGAGGCCCGGCGUCGCCGCUUGAGGCUGGCCCGGGAGUACUAUCCAGUUCCCGCUGUUCCCCGCGUCGCCGUGCGCGUUCUCCAGCCUGCCGUCUUCACUCCAGUUCAGGCUGCACGCUGCCAAGGCUGCAUGGAGUUCGAACUUGAGCGAUAG